Messenger RNA from Dermacentor albipictus, 565 nucleotides. The record is from RefSeq and is a predicted model, not a curated record. Lineage: Eukaryota; Metazoa; Arthropoda; Arachnida; Ixodida; Ixodidae.
UCGGCUGCUACCGAGCUAGGCGGCACCCAUGACUGGCCGGCCUAAAUAAACCGUGGCUACAACGGCUACCUCUUCAUGCUGCCUCCCACACUACUAUCCUUACUUCGUGUACGCCGUUGUAAUGAGCGCACUGGUAGGCAGUGCCUUUUGUGGCGUCCUGGCCGGAGGAUACGGAGGAUACGGAGGCGGCCUGGGAGGCCUUGGUGGCGGUCUAGCUCUCGGUGGCGCAGACCUGGGAGGCGGUGCCGGAGUAGGAGUCGGCAGCAGCGUGGUUCUCCUGAACGGCGGCGGCCAAGGUGUCACCAAGGCCGUAGCCGGACCAUCAUUCCUCGUCAACACGGUGCACCACGUGUCUAAGGUCGACGGUGGAGGCGCCAUUGUGGCCCACUCCGGUCUUGGAGGCGUCGCCGGAGGACACGGCUAUGGCGGAGUCCUCGCCGGAGGACACGGAGGAGGCGUCUUGCUCAGUGGCGCUGACCUCGGAGGCGCCGGUCUAGGCCUUGGUGGAGGUUACGGCCUCGGCGGUGCGAAGCUGCUUGUAUUGAAAGGAGGAUACCACAAAUGA